CGGGCGCCCGAGGUUGCCAUGACGACCGCCGGCGCGGCGACCCCGCGAAGCCGCAGGUGCUGAGGGCCGGCUGGGCGGCCGCAGACCGCCGAGAACAUGAGGAGCUGGUGUCUGUGUCAGAUCUGCACCUGCGGGCGACAUCACUGUCCACAUGGAACCACAAGGAUUUAUGAAAAUUCUGGUGUAUCUUGCCCCACCACUGAAUAUUUGGAAAAAUAUCCUACCUAUGGCAAUGUUCUUCCACCUCAGAGUCUGAAACCCAAGCAAGAAUUUCGAGCAUGCCGUGGUAAAAUGGAAGGAAUAACAACAUUUAAAUCGGAUUAUCGUCCUUACGAGAUAGUCAAACAGCCUCGCCAUGUACCAGAAGAAUACAAACCAAAACAGGGGGAGAUUGAUCUUGACACUACCUACAAACGAGACUUUAAUUCUUACAAAGUGCAGCCUGUGGCCAUAGUCCGGCCUUUGGAGAGACAACAAGUUAAACAAGGGAAGGUGGACACUGUCCCAACCUAUAAAGAUGAUUAUAGAGCCUGGGACACUCAGAAAAUUGACCUUUAUAAGCCUGAACAAACUUAUCAUCCCCCCACUGUGAAAUUUGGAAAUUCAACUACAUUUCAGGAUGACUAUGUUCCUCAGGAGAUAAAGCCUAGGCAAAGCUUUAAACCCAGCCCUGUAGUCAAACGUUCUACAGUCCCUUUUAAUGGUGAGACAAGCCAUCGCCUUGAUUAUGUACCUUAUCAGCUAGAACUCAAGUUUGCAAGGCCAAAAGAAGUGUACAAGCCAACCAACCAACCCUUUGAGGAUCUCACAACUCACCGAUACGACUUUCAGGGUCUUGUUGGCGAAACUGCAAAAAUCUGCAGACCUCCAUACACCAGAGUGACCCAAAAUGCUCAUUUUGAAGGAAGCACGGAAUUCCGUGAAAGCUUUCAACCUUGGGAAAUCCCACCACCCAAAGUCAAGAAAGCACAAGAAUAUGUCCCGCCUACAGGUACCAUGCAGCUGAGCAGCACAAGCCAUCUCGACUAUGUUCCCUAUCAGACCAGACGUGUCAGUCCCAUCAGGCCAGUUGAUCAAAGAAGAAAUAACAAUUUUCCUUUUCAAGGAAAAAGCACCACAAAGGAAGAUUUUCCAGCCUGGGAAUGCUGUCGUCAAGGUCUUAUUAAGCAGCAGCAGCAGAUUCCCAACCCAUCUGGAAAAUUUGAUGGUUGGAGCACUUUCAGGUCUCACUACGUGCCACAUGAGCUGAUCCCGACGGAGAGCUGCAAACCAGUACAUGCUCUGUUUAAGAGUUCGGCUCCAUUCGAUGACACAACCAUGUACUCUACAGAGUACACACCAAAGAAACAGGAAAUCUGCCCGGCUAGCUAUCCUUCUCCUCCAGGGUAUAUCUUUGAAAGUACAAAUUCUCAAGGCCAUAAAUUCUUCCGCAAGGUUACGCCCACAGUGGAGGCCUUCUAAUCAUCAAAUCAUGUUUAAAAUGAAGCUAACAGAUAUUGGUUUUCUAAGGGCAAAGGCAGGCUUUUUUAGGGGGGGGAGGGGAAGAGGGAGAGAGAGACUCUUAAACAGGUUCCAAGUCCAGCACAGAGCCCGAUGUGGGGUUUGAUCUCACAAUCCUGAGAUCAUGACCUGAGUUGAAAUCAAGAAUUGGACGCUUGACCGACUGGGCCACCCAGGCGCCCCAAAGCCAAUUUUUUAUAAUCAAAAUAACUUAUGGGAGAGCUAAAACAAAUCAUUUUUAAAUCUGUAAAAAUUGAUUUGGAAAAUUAAUUAUAGGAAAUAAGGGCCUUAAAAUCCAUUUUGUAUUGAUCCUUUACCAAGAUUGUUCUUUAAGAUGCUGUUCUGAACGCUGAAUCAUGGACAUUCCCAUCUGAACUACUUUAAUUCCCAACCUACUCUUUGGUUGCUUCUCUCCAAUCUCUUAUCAUUUAUACCUAUGUUUUUAAUUAUGGCAACUACACAGUUACUUACCUACCAGUUGUCAUGUAUCAGGUGCCUUAGGACUGUCUAGCAUGUGUCUGAAAAUGAUGCAUGGAUUCCUCAUCCAAGACAAUGGUCUUCAUUUCCUCAGACUUCAGAGCAUCUACGCAGUGCACUGUGGUUGGUGGUGCUGAGGGCAGUUGCACUGCUCCUCACCACGUUCACGUUCAUAAGAGGAACUAUGGUGUGACAAGCAAAGGCUCUGUGGGCUGGGAAUCAAGGCUCUGAGUUUGGGUUCCAAUGAUAUCACCCUAGGCCAACGAUUUGAGUCUUUGAGCCCCAGUGUCUUCAUUUGUAAAAGGACACUUGCUCUGCUCAGUUCACAAAUAUUGUUUUGAGCAUCAGAUCAUAUGAUUCAUUGUAACCUGAAAACAAAAGUGCUAAACAAAUGUCAGGGAUUCUUAAUAAGUCCCUUAAUCUCGUUUUGUACCUGUUUUCUCCUUUUUCA
This is a messenger RNA of Zalophus californianus (California sea lion), 2428 nucleotides long. It is a transcript of the gene SAXO2, whose product is annotated as stabilizer of axonemal microtubules 2. The transcript has 4 exons. Gene Ontology annotation, cellular component: axonemal microtubule; cytoskeleton; sperm flagellum. Gene Ontology annotation, molecular function: microtubule binding. NCBI's taxonomy places the organism in Eukaryota, Metazoa, Chordata, Mammalia, Carnivora, Otariidae. The record is from RefSeq and is a predicted model, not a curated record. Bases 97 to 1461 code for a protein of 454 amino acids. Gene Ontology annotation, biological process: microtubule anchoring.